Messenger RNA from Suillus plorans, 237 nucleotides. RefSeq lists its product as uncharacterized. The transcript is spliced from 2 exons. NCBI's taxonomy places the organism in Eukaryota, Fungi, Basidiomycota, Agaricomycetes, Boletales, Suillaceae. The annotation marks the transcript as partial. The record is from RefSeq and is a predicted model, not a curated record.
AUUGUAACCAUGGAGGUGAAGCUAGGAAUUAUGCAUUGUUGGCAGCCGUCAUCCCCAGAGUACCAAGAAACCCUCAAAUAUAUGUGCGUUUGCAAGUAUCACAAGGCGUUGGAUGAUCUUCAAUGUCUUGUUGUUCAGCAUCUGUUUGAGUUGCAGAGACUUAAUGUCUCACAAACAGCAUACAAAAUGUGCACACAUAUCGCCAAGUCUCUUCAAGCACGCUGCCGUGCCAUUUAA